CAACAUUUCAUGAUGUUUCUGGCGCGGCGAAGUGUCGCUGUGGCCGUGGCGGCCGCGGCGGUGGCACUUGCAGCUUGCCCGACAGCACCUGCUUCUGGACGGAUAUGCAACGGACGCGGCAACUGCACACCUUUGGGCUCAUGCCAGUGCGAUGCAUCUGCCUUCGGCUUUGAUUGCUCCCAGCUGCGCUGCCCAUCGGGGUUGGCGUGGUCAGGGAAUGCAGUGGGCAUCAAUCAGAUCCACGUUCCUGCAGAGUGUUCGAAUCGAGGCACGUGUAGCCGCGACUCAGGCGAAUGCCGUUGCGACCCCGGGUUCACCGGUGCUGCGUGCGACAAGUUGGCAUGUCCAAACCAGUGUUCCAACAACGGACGGUGUGUGUCCAUGUCCCAGCUGGCUCUGCUGCGCAGUCCAUUCGACUACACGUAUGCGACCGUGUGGGACGCUGAGAUGAUCCAAGGCUGCCUCUGCGAUCGUGGUUCAGCUGGCGUGGAUUGCGUCAUGGCCACGUGCCCAAACGGCGACGACCCCAUGACCUUGGCCCAAGUUAACGAAGUCCAAAUUCUGAAAUGCACCGCGACGGCCGGCUUCUUCUUUUUGAAGCUCCGCGGCGAGACCACGUCUGCCCUCGCCAUCUCAACCACGGCCGCGCAAUUGAAAACCAUCUUACAAAAUGUAGCUCCAUUUGGUGCUGUUCGAACUACCUACUCGUUUGGCACGACCUUAUGUGACGCCACGGGCCGCAACGUCGUGUCGAUUGAAUUCACAUCCAACUUUGGCCCUCAACCAGCCAUGCUGGCAGUGACGCUACUGCGCGGCCAAGCAACAUUAACAGGCAACGUUGUCACAGGGGCAGGCGGGGCAGCCAUUGGGACGACUGUGAGUACUCGGGGCACGAAAGAAUACGCCCCUUGCAGCAAUCGUGGGUACUGCAACCCCAAAAUCGGGCAAUGUGCGUGUUACACGUACCCCAUGCCCGGCUUUCGAUCGAGUGACGGCUACGGCAAGGUGGGCCUCCGAGCGGACUGUGGGGCCCCGGACAACACCAACUUUUACGGGGGCCCCAUCAAGGGCUGUCCAGGCUACUUGCCGUGCAGUGGCCAUGGAGCGUGCUCUGGCCCACCAGCUUACACGUGCGCCUGUGCCGUAGGCUGGGUCACUGGAGACUGCUCUAUGCGCGACUGCCCCAAAGGUCUGUCGUGGUUUUCCCUCCCUUUACGAACCAACGAAGCGCAUACAACGAGGACCACAUGCUCGGAGGGCGGCACGUGCGACCCCAUCACGGGCGAAUGCGAAUGCGUACCUCCAUUUGAAGGACCUUCGUGCAACCUCAUGCAAUGUCCCAAAGGCGAUAGCAUCUACGAGUGCAGUGGCCACGGCAAUUGCCUCAAUUUGAUGGCGCUAGCACAGGCCACCCGCACUCGCGACUGGCUGCCCGCUGGGUUUUCCUACGGCUUGGACCCAAACAACCCCACGACGUGGGAUGCGCUCAAGAUCCAGGGCUGUCAGUGCGACCGCGGCUACACAGGCUACGAUUGCAACCAACGAAAAUGCCCGACGGGGGACGACCCACUGACGCUGGGCCAAGUAAACGACGUGCAAAGCGUGCAGUGUGCGGCAUCGGACGCUGGAACGUUUCAGCUGUCUUUCCGCGGGGAAAACUCCCCGCCGAUCCCGUUCAAUGCAGCCCCGACGACUUUGCAAGCUGCAAUCGUUUCCAUGGUCACUGUCACGGACGUUGCCGUGUCGUAUUCCCAGCCUGGGAACGGGGCGUGCGUUGGAGGAAACGUCAUCACAGUCACGUUCAUGCAAGAGUUUGGCAACUUGCCGCGAUUGCAAGUACUGGACCAAAACUUGCGCCUCAAUGGGGUGACCAGGGCCGGGCUCACCCCCAUCGCCACCAAAGUGCAAAAUGGGACGAAAGAAAAUGCCGUGUGUUCGAACCAUGGCACAUGCGACGGGGCCACAGGCGUGUGCACGUGUGGGUUUGGCUUUGCCAGUUCCAACGGUUAUGGCGACCCGGGCCAGCGGGGGGACUGUGGAUUUGUCGUGCCGUGGCAAGUUGUGGUUAGCUAAUUUGCCAAGUCGUCGAUAAAAGGAUACUGUACUAUUGUGAAUUCGCUA
Messenger RNA from Aphanomyces astaci, 2121 nucleotides. RefSeq lists its product as hypothetical. Lineage: Eukaryota; Oomycota; Saprolegniomycetes; Saprolegniales; Verrucalvaceae. The record is from RefSeq and is a predicted model, not a curated record. Bases 10 to 2073 code for a protein of 687 amino acids. The transcript is spliced from 10 exons.